This is a messenger RNA of Calliphora vicina (urban bluebottle blowfly), 357 nucleotides long. It is a transcript of the gene Xport-A, whose product is annotated as exit protein of rhodopsin and TRP A. The record is from RefSeq and is a predicted model, not a curated record. NCBI's taxonomy places the organism in Eukaryota, Metazoa, Arthropoda, Insecta, Diptera, Calliphoridae. The transcript is spliced from 2 exons. Bases 1 to 357 code for a protein of 118 amino acids.
AUGAAAUCGAAAAGAGGCGCUUUUGCCAAUUCCGCCACCGGUUAUAGUAAACGCCAUAAUUCUCAUACAAAUAAAUCUAAUAAUAAAUCCUCAAAAUCACCAGAAUCUACUGCAGCUGAGAAGAAAUGCAAAAAUGCUGAGAAGGCAGCAGAGAAACCGAUUGUGGAGGAUCCAGAUACUGAUUUGAAUUCAGGUUUUGGUGAUUACUUGAGAUCAAAUGAGGGUGUUGAAAUGAUGAAAAUCUUUAUAUUCGCCAAUACAGUUAUGGUGAUUGUUACAAUGGCCUGGCCUCAUGUCAAAAUGCAAUAUUUUUGGUUUAUGGAAUGGUUGGAAUCCUAUCAACAAGAAUCAUACUAA